AUGAUCAAGUCCAAUUUAAUGUCAGUCUUUAACACCUCUGAAGGGGAAAUCUCUACCUUCUUCCUCAUUGGGAUCCCAGGGAUGGAGCAUGCUCACAUUUGGGUCUCCGUCCCCAUUUCCUUCAUGUACCCCCUUGCCAUCCUGGGGAACUGCACCACCCUCUUUUUCAUAAAAACAGAGACCUCUCUGCACGAGCCUAUGUAUUAUUUCCUCUCCGUGCUGGCCUUUUCUGACCUGGGGUUGUCCAUCUCCUCCCUUCCAACCAUGCUGAGAAUCUUGUUCAAUGCCACUGGAAUUUCUCCUGAUGCCUGCUAUGCCCAGGAGUUCUUCAUUCAUGGAUUCUCAGCUAUGGAGUCAUCAGUACUUCUUGUCAUGUCCAUCGAUCGCUUGAUAGCCAUCUACAGUCCUCUCAGAUACACCUCCAUCCUGACCAGUGUCAGAGUCUUUAAAAUUGUUCUUGUAUUUGCCAUAAAAAGUCUCUUACUGGUUUUCCCCUCCCCCUUUAUUCUAAAGAGGCUGAAAUUCUGUAGGAAAAACCUUCUAUCCCACUCCUAUUGCCUCCACCAGGAUGUCAUGAAGCUCGCCUGUUCGGACAACAGGGUAAAUGUCAUCUAUGGACUGCUUGUAGCUCUAACAGCUAUGUUAGACUUGGUAUGCAUAUCUGUGUCUUACCUGUUGAUCUUGAAAAUUGUUCUGGGCAUUGCCUCACACAAGGGCUGCAUCAAGGUCCUCAACACUUGCAUUUCCCAUAUUUCUCCUGUGCUGAUCUUCUAUGUGCCAAUCAUCACCUUGGCUAUUAUUCACCGCUUUGCCAAAAAUAUUUCUCCAGUUGUUAGGGUCAUCAUAACUGAUACUUUCCUUCUGGUUCCCCCUCUAAUGAAUCCUAUUGUGUACUCUCUGAAGAGUCAUCAGAUUAGAAAUCUGAUUCUCAUGAAAUUAUGUGAGAGACAAGGUUGA
This is a messenger RNA of Neogale vison (American mink), 957 nucleotides long. Its product is annotated as olfactory receptor 51A4-like. Gene Ontology annotation, molecular function: olfactory receptor activity; G protein-coupled receptor activity. Lineage: Eukaryota; Metazoa; Chordata; Mammalia; Carnivora; Mustelidae. Gene Ontology annotation, cellular component: membrane. Bases 1 to 957 code for a protein of 318 amino acids. The record is from RefSeq and is a predicted model, not a curated record. Gene Ontology annotation, biological process: G protein-coupled receptor signaling pathway. The transcript has 2 exons.